Messenger RNA from Hemibagrus wyckioides, 912 nucleotides. It is a transcript of the gene mrps2, whose product is annotated as mitochondrial ribosomal protein S2. Gene Ontology annotation, biological process: translation. Bases 43 to 912 code for a protein of 289 amino acids. NCBI's taxonomy places the organism in Eukaryota, Metazoa, Chordata, Actinopteri, Siluriformes, Bagridae. Gene Ontology annotation, cellular component: mitochondrial small ribosomal subunit; ribosome. The transcript has 4 exons. The record is from RefSeq and is a predicted model, not a curated record. Gene Ontology annotation, molecular function: structural constituent of ribosome.
CAUCGAUUUAGCCAAUAACUGUGUAUGUCGUAGUUGUAGUCCAUGUCCAUUUUUUUUUUAAAUUAUGACAUCAUUACCCAGAAUCCCACUCGUCUGACCUUCAGUGGGAGGAGACACGGGGAAAUCGUAAGCAUGGCUGCGGGAAUACUAACCAAAGUAAUCCAUGGUGUACGGAGCGCUCGGCUAGUGGGAGCCGCCUUAUCCUCCAGCAGCCAUACAUUCACCACUGCUGCCAAACCCACACCUGCUUCUCACAAUGAGGAUACUGAUGUGAACGAUAAGAUCAUGAACUUUCCUCUGACCCAGCCGGACUUCUUCAGCGUGUCUGAGCUCUUUACCAUAAAGGACCUGUUUGAGGCCCGAGUCCACCUUGGCCACAAGAAAGGUUGCAGGCACAGAUUGAUGGAGCCCUAUCUGUUUGGCACACGCCUGGACAUGGACAUCAUUGACCUGGAGCAGACAGCAUCGCACCUACAGCAGGCUCUGAACUUCACAGCACAUGUGGCUUACCGUGGCGGCAUCGUGCUCUUCGUAAGCCGCCGGCGCCAGUUCACACACCUGAUUGAAUCUACGGCGCAACAAUGUGGCGAAUACGCUCACGCACGCUACUGGCAGGGAGGUGUGCUUACCAAUGUCAACACCACCGGAGUGCGUCUUCCUGACCUUAUCGUCUUUCUCUGUACACAAAACAGCGUCUUUCAGACACACACCGGCGUACGCGAUGCCGCCAAGGUCAACAUUCCUACAGUGGGUAUCAUCGACUCAGACUGUGACCCAAGCCUUAUCACGUAUCCAGUGCCGGGCAACGAUGACACUCCGGCUGCGGUGGAGCUGUACUGCCGUCUGUUCAGGAUGGCCAUCAACAGGGCAAAGGACAAGAGGAAGCAAAUGGAGCUGCUCAAGGGGCUAUGA